AUGGCCGCCUGUAUCUUCUGCAAAAUCAUCCGGGGCGAGAUCCCUGCAUUGAAGAUCUUCGAGAGUGAGAAGACGCUCGCGUUCCUAGACAUUGGACCUCUCAGCAAAGGCCAUUCUCUCAUCAUUCCCAAAUACCACGGCGCCAAACUCCACGACAUCCCCGACGACCAGCUCUCCGAGGUGCUUUCCGUAGCAAAGAAGAUUGCGCUUGCACAGAAUUUGGAAAACUAUAAUCUUCUGCAAAACAAUGGGAGGAUUGCGCAUCAGGUUGUGGAUCAUGUCCACUUCCAUGUGAUUCCGAAACCGAAUGAGACUGAGGGAUUGGGAAUCUCGUGGCCGACUAAGCCAGCGGAUAAGGGCGAGCUCCAGAAGUUGUUGGAGGAGAUGAGAUCGAAGAUGUGA
Messenger RNA from Westerdykella ornata, 402 nucleotides. RefSeq names its product HIT-like protein. NCBI's taxonomy places the organism in Eukaryota, Fungi, Ascomycota, Dothideomycetes, Pleosporales, Sporormiaceae. The record is from RefSeq and is a predicted model, not a curated record. Gene Ontology annotation, biological process: nucleotide metabolic process. Bases 1 to 402 code for a protein of 133 amino acids. Gene Ontology annotation, molecular function: catalytic activity. The transcript has 4 exons.